Messenger RNA from Drosophila innubila, 6287 nucleotides. RefSeq lists its product as uncharacterized. The transcript is spliced from 11 exons. Gene Ontology annotation, cellular component: ER to Golgi transport vesicle membrane; endoplasmic reticulum exit site. The coding region runs from base 16 to 5763 and encodes 1915 amino acids. Gene Ontology annotation, biological process: COPII vesicle coat assembly; autophagy; Golgi organization. The record is from RefSeq and is a predicted model, not a curated record. NCBI's taxonomy places the organism in Eukaryota, Metazoa, Arthropoda, Insecta, Diptera, Drosophilidae.
GCAACAGUUGCUGUCAUGCCUGCGCUGCCGCCGCCAGCGUUAGACAGUGCAGCAGCAGCAGGUAAUCCCUUCAAGCGUGCAGGUGGACUCAGCAAGCGUGUCAAUAUACUUGCCACAAGCGAUGCAACAGCUGCAGCUGCCGCUCCUGCUCCAGUUCCCACUGCUGUGCCCGCUCCCAUGCCUCUGCAGCAAUUUCUGUUGCCGGAACACAAUGCGGAGCUGCAAUAUGAGAAUCAGGAGGUGCUCUUAGCCGCACCAAAUGAUGAGCGUGCUCAGUACUUGCAGACAAGUCACUUAUCCGAGCAGAAUGAGGAACUAAAUGAGAACAACUGGGAGGCAGAUGGUUUAUUGCCACCACCAGGCUUGUCACGUCUGGUAUUGGGGCAACCGGAGCUGGUGGAGCAACAGCGUCUGGUCACAGGCACCGAGCAGCCCACAAGCAGUGCAGCCAAUCCACAAUUGCACAUGUCCGAACGUCAGGCGGAUGGUGAGGAUACCUCCGAGGGUGAACAGGCAACGCCAACACCCACACGCAACGAUAUCUAUCAGCAACAGCAGCUGCAGCAGCAACAACAGCUGUUGCCACCGCCACGUCGUGUGGUCACGGGCGUGGAGACGCUAACCACGGUGGUGCUAUCCGGCGAACAGCGUGAAGUGGUGCUCGAUGGUGAAAAUCUGGAGGAUCAGCCUGUGAUGCCACAAUUGCUGACGGGAGCAGCAACCGCAAUGGGAGCAGCAGCAGCAACAACAGCUGCAGCUGGCGUGGAGCUGGACAUGGAAACACAACACAUGGUUAAAGAGGAUAACGAAACAACAACAACAACACAGCAUGCACUGCAACAACAGCAAUUGCAGCAGCAGCAACAACAAUUGCAGCAGCAACAGCAGCAGCAGCAAUCCACGCUGGACAAGAGGCCAAGAAGCAAGCCAAGAGCAGCUGCCUCCUUGGAUCUGGAGUCGGAGGAUGAGUCCGAGGAUGAAUGGCUAUUGAGUGAUCGGCAUGAGGCGCCACGUCGUCAGCCGGAUGAGCGCAGUUUGCGCAGCAUGCGACGUCAUUACAACAACAACAACAGCAACAACUAUGAAGGUGAAACGGAUAAUUCAGUGCGUGGUGUGGCAGGUGGUGCCAGUGGUGUCAGUGGUGCCAUCUCCACCGGUCACAAUGACAGUCUCAGCAGCAAAUCCAACCGAGAUGCCAAACGACGCAGUCGUGAUGCCGAAAACCAGCGAAGACAUGACCAGGAGCGUGGCAAUGGACGUGACAGGGAGCGUGAAAGGGAACGUGAGCGAGAGCGGGAGCGGGAACGAGAGCGGGAAAGGGAACGCAAUUUGUGGCGUCGCGAGGAACAGAAACCGGAGCGUCGUUCGCGCUAUAGCAACAAUAGCAAUAGCAACUAUGAUGGUGAAUCGGAUGCUGCCGAUGCAGUUGCUCAGGCGGCGGCAGCUAGCGAUGGUGGUGCAAAUGCCGCAGCUGGACGCAGCAGCAAAGGCAGUCGAGGCAGACGCACUGCAGCAGCUGCACCUGUAGAUGAUGAUUAUGAUGAUUACGCGGAGCAGCAGUCGGCAACGGCAACGUCACGUGGUGGCAGUCACUAUCAACCCUCCCGUCGCGAGAAGCAGCAACAACAACAACAACAGUCACGUGGACACGGACGACGCAGUCACGAGGGCGGUCGUGGCUCGGCACGUCGUGAUCAUCCGCAUGCACAGUGGGGCGAUGCACGCGACUAUGAGGAAUAUCGUGGCAAGAGUUCACGCAACAGCGACAUGGAAAAGGAGCGCAUCAAUGGCGGCGGCGGUGGCGGUGGCAGCAACAGUGGCAAGCGACAACAACAACGCAACUAUGAGCAAUAUGGCAAUGCAGCUGCCUAUGAUCCGUAUGGCAUGUACGAGCAAAUGUCGAGAAAUCCACAUGCCUAUGCGGACAUGUAUGCCAAGUUCUAUGGCCAAAUGAUGAACUCGAUGACAAUGGCAGCUGUAAAUGCAGCAGCCAUAAAAGCAGCUGCUGCCUCCAAAGGUACAACAGCAACAAGCGCAACAGCAACACCACAUGCAACUGCAACACAGCUGCAACAGCAACAAGCAUUCAACACACUUUUGGGUGCUGGUGUUGCAGGAGCAGGACAACUUCUGCCCAAUGAUGCCAAUGAGGCCGCAUUGCUCAGGGAACGUGAAAGAGCUGUUGGUGCUGCAACGACAACAUCAUAUGCCCCAAAUGCGGAGGCAACAACGACAACGACUGUGGCACGUCCGCCCAGACGUCGCACCCCCUUGCUUUACAAUCGUCCACAUCUGGUGGCAUCCUAUUCGAUGAGUCUGCUGCUGCGUGUGCGUCCCAAAUACGCUGGACGCGGACGAUUGCGCAACGAUGUGGAUGUGUCGGCGCCACGGAUUAAGGAUGCCACAAGUAGCUUGCUGCGCGCCUAUCCGGGUCCGUUGCAAGGACGCAAGCUGCACAAGGACAAGAUCAUAAGCUUCUGCAAGGAGCAGAUACGUUUGGGACCAGCACGUUCCUGCACCGUGUUGUAUGCCACACAGAAGAAGCCACUGGGCAACGUUGAGAAAUAUCGUGCCUCUCAUGCGCUUAUGUGGCAUCUACUCAUUCUGCUACUGCGACAAAAUGGGGUCAUUGCGGAUACGGAUGUGGGAGAUUUGUUGCUGGAGAAUCAGCGGGAAUAUCCGUAUGCGCCGGAUGCCGAAGCAGAUGCCGAGUCUUCGGAGACACGGGCGGACGCCAACGAAAUGCUUAACGAUUCAGAUGGCGAGCCUGUGACGGCAACGGGAACUGGAGCUGCUGCUGGUGCCGCUGCUGGUGCCGAGACUGAGCUGGAUGCGGAUGCCGCAGAUGUGGCUGCAACGGCUGCAACAAUGUCCGAGCAGGCGGCCACAGAUCAGUUUCGCAGUUAUGUGCUGCGCGGCAAUGUGGAGGAGGCAUUACAAUGGGCCACCGAUCACAAUUUGUGGACACAUGCCUUCUUCUUGGCCCUCUACGAGGAUCGUUAUGCCCUGACGGAUGUGGCACAAAAGUUCCUCAAUCGUGCGAUCAAAGCGAAUGAUCCACUGCAGACGCUCUAUCAGAUGAAGAGCUGUCACACUCCAUCGUGUGUUAGCCAACUGCGUGAUGAGCAUUGGGGCGAUUGGCGUUCCCACCUCUCCAUUCUGGUGACGAACAAGUCACGUCAGCCCGAAUACGAUCGCAGCUCGGUUGUCGCCUUGGGCGAUACACUCUUCCAGCGUGGCGACAUCUAUGCGGCACACUUCUGUUAUCUGGUGGCACAGGAGGAGUUUGGACGCUAUGACAGCGCUGCCACAGAGCUGAGCACGCUCACUGGCAAUGUGCCCAGACUAAUCCUGCUGGGUGCCUCGCACUACAAGCCCUUCAAUGAGUUUGCCAGCAACGAGGCGAUCAUCAUGACGGAGAUUUACGAGUAUGCACGAUCCCUGUUCGAUCAGAAGUUCAGCAUUGUCAACUUUCAGCAUUAUAAGUUCCUGCUGGCCACACGCAUCCUUGACUAUGGUCAGCAUUUCCGUUGCACCAAUUAUUUGGAACAGAUUGCCAAGCAUAUUGAACUCAAACCGGAAAGCUAUGAUAGCGAUUUUAUACAACGCGUCUGUGGCUUGGCAGAACGUUUGCGUUAUCAUGAUCCCAUACUGAUCAAUCGUGUGUCCUUUGCCAGUCCACCAAAUGCCACUAAUAAUAAUGCUGGUCAAUCGACGCCAGCUCAAGGUGCGCCCGAGGAAAAGGAAUGGCUGCGUCAGCUGCGAUCACUGGCCGAUCAGCAGCCACUACAACAACAACAACAACAGGAGCAACAGCAAUUGCAGCAGCAGCAGCAGCAGCAGCAGCAACAACAAAGCGACAUUGAUCAGCAAUUUGUGAGUUUGAAUAAACAAAUGCGUGAGCUAAAUAUGCAAUAUGAGGAUACCAUGCAACGUGAUCAUGAGGAGCAGCAGCAGCAACAACAACAGCAGCAGCAGCAGCAACAGUUGCAACAGCAGGAGCAACAGCAACAAUUGCAACCACAGUCGGAGUAUUAUGAGCAGCAGAGUCAUGAUCAAACGAUUAACAGCGAUGUUGCUGCUGUUGCUGCUUAUGCGCCACAAAUGUACUACGAUCCCAAUGCAGCACAGCAACAACAACAACUACAACAACAACAGCAGCAGCAGCAGCAACAACAGCAAUUGUAUGAUCCCUCGCAGCAGCAACAACAACAACAGGCUGCAGUUUAUGGCCACAUUGAAAAUGCCAGCGAGGCAUAUGGUGAACAACAGGCCACAGGCAUCACUGGCUAUGGUGCACCGCCAGCAGCAGCAGGUGGAUACGAUUAUUGGCCCAACAGCGUGCAACAGCCGUAUGGCGAUGAGCUGUCGCAUAUGGAAAGCAAUGAGAUGAUUGCUGACAGCAACAGCCAGAAUAACAGCAGCAACAAUCACAGCAACAACAGCAACAUUGCUGACAGCAAUAGUAAUAAAACAAGCGCAGCUGAAAUUGAGCAGCAACAGCAACAAUUGCAGCUGCAAGAACAGCAACUGAACAGCAGCAACAUGCACGACAGCAAUAGCAACAGCAACAAUAGCAACAAUCGCUUUAAACACAAUGCCUUGAAGCUGCCCGCUGCUGGCAAGGAUAAUAGCAAAUUAUUGGCACGCAAAUUGCAAUUUGAUGCAACGGCAACAGAAGGCACAGCAACAGCAACAACUACAGCAAUAGCAGCAGCAACAACAACAGCAACGAACACAAAGGCAUUCAAUUUGAAUGAUCAGCAACAAAUGCGACCAACAAUUUCGAUGCCAAAAUCUAAGAGUUACGAUGACGAUGAUGGAGGUGCAACAUCUGCUGCCACAGCAACAAAUUCAAAGAACGCUGCUGCUGCAACAUCCGCGGGCAACAAACAACAACAACAACAGCAGCAACAACAACAACAGUCGGCAGCUGGCGGUUUACCUGGUGCACAGGGAAAUCAGAAUGCCGGCUGGUUUGGUGGCUUGUGGAAUAAGUUUUCGCUGAAGCCGAAAAAUCAAAUGAUAUUACCGGAUGAUAAGAAUCCGACAAUUGUUUGGGACAAGGAGCGCAAAUGUUGGACCAACACCGAAGGCAAUGCCGAUGAAACGGAAUCGUUUAAGCCGCCACCAAAGAUGAGCGAUAUGGGAAUGGGAAUGGGUAUGGGAAUGGGAAUGGGUAUGGGAAUGGAUCCAACUCCAACUGCACAACUCAAUACACUGGGCAACAUACCGACGCCAGUUGCCACGCCCAAUCUGUUGCCACAGCAGACGCACGAGUUGCCCAAUGCCAAUCUCUAUGAUAACCAGGUCAAUCAGGUCGAUUAUGAUGCCAAUUAUGCCAAUUAUACGGAGCAAAUGUAUGCAGCAUCAAUACCAACAGCGACAGCAACAGCAACAGCAAUGCCUGUUGCUGCCGUGCCCGCAGCAGCAACAGCAGCAUCACCAUCACCAAUACCCACUGUCACCAUGCCAGGAUUGGUGACGCCAGCUGCAGCUGCAACGCCUGGAGGUGCACAGCCCAAAUUACAAUCGAACAUGUUUAAAAUCAAACGGAAUCGCACGUUGAAGAACUCGUAUGUGGAUGUGUUCAAUCCUUCGGGUGCGCCGAUGACAGCGGCGCCACAGACUGUGCUGGCGCCAAUGAUGGCGCCGGUUGCCGUGCCCCAGGGCGGAUUCUUUGUGCCUGGUGCAGUGCCCCAACAACAACAACAGCAACAACAACUUGCUGCUGUAUACAACAACAACAACAACAACAUAUAAGAAAUCAACUGUGUUUCAUUGUUGUUUAUCACAUUAUUAUUAUAAUUAUUAUUAAUUCUUUUUUAGUUGUGUGUGUGUGUUUAUUUUUUUUGCUUUCUAUUAUUAAAACUGUAACUGUCAAGUGUGUACGCGUUUAGCAAAUUGUUAACAAAUUUAUGUAAUAUUAGCAACAAAUUUAUAUAUAUAUGUAAAUUUUCUCCUCUCUAUGUAGCCCCCGCCACGCCCCCCCUAAAACCCAUAUUAUAAUAAUUAAAGCAACAUGUCUUUUGUUUAAUAUUGUUUUUUCCCUAUUAUUAUAAUUAUUAUUUUUUUUUUUUUUUGCGUAUGUUGCAUCAUUUUUUAUUAGUUGUAUAAUGCGUAAAGACAGGCAAUUUGCAUAAUUAUACUAUUGUUUCUAUAUUUUCAUUAUUAAAUAUAUACAUAUAUUUAAAUAAAUAUAGAGUUUUUUGUUCGCUGUUAAGUCAACGAAGAGAAAGCUAAAUGCAUGUACGUAUAUAGAGGAUAUAUAGAGAGAAGUUAAAGAA